Funneliformis mosseae is the source of this 538-nucleotide messenger RNA. NCBI's taxonomy places the organism in Eukaryota, Fungi, Glomeromycota, Glomeromycetes, Glomerales, Glomeraceae. The record is from the annotation of a GenBank genome assembly.
AACCCUAUGUAACCGAGGGCUGAAUAAACUUCAAAAUUUCCCACCACCAAUUUUUCAAAUUACCAAAUUACCAGAACUUAUCAGACAACUUGAGAUCAAAUAUAGGAAAUUAAUUGCAAAGAUGGCUUUAAAUAAUGAUCCCGAAAAUGUCUCAAAAGACUUAGAAACUAGCCUAACUCAAGUGUUACAAACCAACGAACGACGCCGCAUUAAGGAUUCUGGGCAAAGCAAAGAGAAAGCGAAUGAAGAAAAUCAAUUGCUAAUCUCCGAUUUAUUGAACGAAUUAGACAGAAAGGAUUUAGAUGACUUAAGAAAAUUACUAGCAGGACGGAAACCUAAAGAUAUCCUUGCUGAAUUAUACGUUCAAAGUUUUGAUAUUCGUAAUUUAAAUAUUGAUUUAGUAAAAAAAAAAGAUGAAUUGUCUAAGUUGAACUUUCAAUUAAAAUAUUUGGAAGAAAUAGUUGAAGAACGAGAAGAAGAGAUAAAGGCCUUUAAAGAAGAAAAAUCCAAAAAUAACAAGUUUACCAACAUUACCUAA